AUGACAGAACACAACCACUCGGUUGCUUAUCAAGAUAGCGUAGACACACUGCUCUUGACUGUACUAGAUGGAACGAUAGCACACCCCACCCAGCAGUGUGUCGCUAAUAAAGGGCGAGCAUUUAGGGUGUUGAAACGUGCUGUCCGUGAUGUGUUACGGACGCAUAGAACGGAAUACUGCGGCAUGCUCUCGCUGCAGACCACCGCCGCCGAAGUGCCAAUGGUCACAGGUGUGGCGCGCGCCUUGUUUUCAGACGGCAUUAUAAACUGGGGACGCGUAGUGAGCCUUGUAGCUUACGGCACAGUGUUACUGCGAGCGUCGAAGUCAACCUUGGGACCCGAGUGCGCUUACGAGAUCGGCGUGUCGAUAGCGGCCUACAUUACAGACAAUCACAUGGAUUGGCUUGUGGGCUCCGACGGUUGGGAUGGAUUCGUGCACACCUUCGACCGAGUACACCAACGGCCGUGGCUGUCAACGUACGAGUUUGAGGGCCUGUAG
This is a messenger RNA of Oreochromis aureus, 498 nucleotides long. RefSeq names its product induced myeloid leukemia cell differentiation protein Mcl-1 homolog. The record is from RefSeq and is a predicted model, not a curated record. Bases 1 to 498 code for a protein of 165 amino acids. Gene Ontology annotation, cellular component: mitochondrial outer membrane. NCBI's taxonomy places the organism in Eukaryota, Metazoa, Chordata, Actinopteri, Cichliformes, Cichlidae. Gene Ontology annotation, biological process: extrinsic apoptotic signaling pathway in absence of ligand; intrinsic apoptotic signaling pathway in response to DNA damage; mitochondrial fusion. Gene Ontology annotation, molecular function: channel activity; protein homodimerization activity; protein heterodimerization activity. The transcript is spliced from 4 exons.